GGCCGCCGCGCGGGGCCGCACACUCGUGUGACCCACAGUGGGAGACACCAGAGAGGGGGGAGGAAGGAAAGACCAAGUGAAGUUUGUUCGUAAACUUUAAAAAAAAAAAAAAAAAAAAACUCCCACUUUGUCAGGUCGCAGGUCUGCGCGUGAGCUCCAUCACCAGCUUCGUCGUUUUAAAGCUUUAUUAAUGUUUUUACUGUUUUGCUUCAGUAGGGAAAGGAGUUUAGCUCAACAAAGAAAGAACAGUGAAACUAAGGACUUCAAAAAAAAAACAAAACACAUUAGGGAUUUGUUUUGUGCAUUUUUACUAUCUUGUUUUCAGUUGGAUCCACUUUUCUAAAUUUUAAAAAAAGUAAUUUAGCAGGCGAGUUCGCUGCUGCGGAAAAGCAGCUCAGUCUCGGGGGCGAGUGGAAGUUGUCUGCGCGUCGCGUGCGUGCGUGCGGAGAGAGGGAACGGACGCGAUUGGCGCUCGGGACCCGCGGCGGCGCGUGCGGCACCGCGAACUCCGUCCACCUCGCAGCCGGCGCGUUUCCAGCCGGGCUCCUCGUCCUUCGUUGGUGGCGGAGAUGAAGGCGACGAGGAUGGCGCUGCACACGCUGCUCGCCGUGCUCCUUCUCCUGGCGCCGGUCGUGUCCCCGAGCGCCGAACCCAAGUCCCGGAGCUGCAGCGCCGUGAAGGAGGCGUACAUCUCCAAAGGGUUCAACCUGAACGACGUGCCCACGCAGGGGCUCAACGGAGCCCACCUGAAAGUGUGUCCUCAGGGCUUCACCUGCUGUACAGAGCAGAUGGAGGAGAAGCUCAGCCAGCAGAGCCACUCUGACCUGAAGGCACCAGUCAGUCAGCUGAGCUCCAACUUGCAAAGCACCUUCACGCAGAAGCACCGCCACUUUGACCAGUUCUUCCGCGAGCUUCUGGAGAACGCGGAGCGCUCCCUUCACAACAUGUUUGUACGCACGUAUGGGUACAUGUAUGUGAAGAACGCAGAACUCUUCCAGCAUUUCUUCCGUGAGCUUAAGCGCUACUACGCUGCAGGCAGCAGCGCUGUGGACCUGGAGGCCAUGCUGGCCAACUUCUGGGCGGACUUGCUGGAACGCAUGUUCCGCCUGGUCAACGUGCAGUAUGAGUUCAGCGAUGAAUACAUGGAAUGUGUCAGCCAGCACACGGAGCAGCUCCGACCCUUCGGCGAUGUACCACGCAAGCUUCGCCUGCAGCUGACCCGCGCCUUCGUGGCAGCCCGCACUUUCACCCGUGGCCUUGCGCUGCUGCCUGAAGUGGUGGCCAAGGUCUCCACGGUGGGUGCCACCCCAGGUUGUGCACGUGCUGCCAUGAAGAUGCUCUACUGCCCGUACUGUUCAGGGCAGGUGGCCUUGCGGCCAUGCCAGAACUACUGCCUAAACGUGCUGCGUGGCUGCCUGGCCAACCAAGCCGAUCUGGACUCUGAGUGGAACAACUUCCUGGAUGCUAUGUUGAGUCUGGCAGAAAGACUAGAGGGGCCGUUUAACUUUGAGUCAGUGAUGGACCCCAUUGACGUGAAGAUCUCGGACGCCAUCAUGAACAUGCAGGAGAACAGCAUGCAGGUCUCGCAGAAGGUAUUCCAGGGGUGUGGCCAGCCCAAACCGAUUAUGGGCUUCCGUGCUCAGCGUUCCUUGAGUGAAGGGACCUACACUGGCCGCUUCCGGCCCUACAGCCCAGAGGCGCGGCCCACAACUGCUGCAGGGACCAGUCUAGACAGACUGGUGACUGAUGUGAAGAAGAAGCUGAAACAUGCUAAAAAGUUCUGGUCCACACUGCCAGAGACAGUGUGUACUGGAGACAGGGUUGCUCCUGGCGAUGACUGCUGGAAUGGCACCGCCAAGAGCAGAUACGAGUCGGUUGUCGCAGGUAAUGGGUUGGCCAACCAAGUGUCAAAUCCUGAUGUGGAGGUGGACAUCACUAAGCCCGACGUGGUCAUCCGACAGCAGAUCAUGGUCCUCAGAGAGAUGACCACCUGGUUGAAGGCUGCACACAGUGGCAAUGACAUCUCCACAGACAAUGAGGAUGCUGGGAGCGGUGGCGAGGAAAGCGGCAGUGGUUGUGACUCUCCCUCCUGCCAGGACCCGGACAUGUACUUCUCCACUCCAGGCCCAAUCAACCCACGUGUGGUCAAGGUGCUUCGGGAAGAGCUGGAAUCAAGCAGCACCACCUCCAUGGCCUGGCGUGGGACUGCACUGGCAGGAGCUCUCCUGGCUCUGGUCAUAGCACACUGGAGAUAAAAACAGUGACUGAGACGGGAGGGAAAGAACUGUUCGGAGGAUGGAGGGGGGGAGCCUGUCAGAGAGAGCAUUACAGACAGCCCUCUGGUUCUCGCUGUGUCCGCCACGUGGACAAAACCAAGUCCUUAUAGUAACUUCACAUUUUAUUUGAUUGUUUUUAUAAAUGGACAGUGUAUAUACACCAAGGGUAUUUUGUUGGCUUUUUUCACAUUUUUACUUGCAUUUUAUUACACAUGUUCGUUCUUGAGAAUUUCAAAACGUCCCCCCCACAUCAUGUAAAGUGUUGUACGUGGUGCCCCUUUUUUUCAUGAUGAGACUUUUUUUAAUGACUGUAACCAGGCCUCAGUUAUUUGUCUUAAAGAACAACUUCCCAGUUCUAAAAUAAGGACAGGUAAGAACACGGGAGCAUAUAUGCAUACCUGUUUCAUAGGUGGUGCGAAGAUGGAGGGUUCACAGUGUGGCCUGUGUUUGGGGCACCAAGGGGCAACGAGACAUGGAAACAAUGACUUGGAUUCAGUGGGUGUGGUGGUGAGCGAGUGCGUGCGCUUUCUUUUAAUAAGUCUGCGCACCUUUUAGGGUUUUACCGUCGAUUUGUAGCUGGUGUGAGCAUGAUGUGGUUAGAAGCAGUGUGAGAUGUCCUGGUGAUUCCUGAGCAGUGUGAAUAGGUAGUUCUUAAUGUGGGCAGAAAAAACUUGUCCGAGGUAGAAGUGGGAACCCGAGAACCCAAGAGUCUGGGGUGCAAGAAAGGAGUUUGCCAACAUUCUUAUCAUUCCAGCUGAACUGCAGCUGUUCUCACACCCAAAGCAUUAUGGGUAAACUAUCAAUCCAUAAGAAAACAAAUGAAUUCAUUGUAAAGGUUUAGAUUUGUGUGAAAUUCAAUGCUUAAAGGAAACUCUCUCCUGGUUGAGUUAGAGCCAAAAUGGACUUCAUGAGGCAAGGUGAUGAACAAACUUAAUUUUUUUUUUAUUAUUAAAUAUCACUAAAGUAUACUAUCAAAUGGUACUACAACCAAUUCUACAGCUUGUUCCAGGAGGAAUACAUAGUGUGAGGCAAAUGUCAGUUUUUAUACCUGAGCAUAUCCUCUUUUUACUUUUAUAGUAACCUCACUCUCGUGGUGUAUGUCAUAUUUUGUAAAGAUUCUGACCAACUGUUGACCCUCUCACAUGGCUGGAUCCAUCUAUAUUCCAUUCUUCCAGGGAUGGAAGUAUGUCCUUUUCCAUUGUCACAGCAUCUGAACCAAAUUAUACUGCUAGGUGAUAACUCUGGUACGUUUACCGCUACCUCUAAAGGAGGGCAUUGGUUUAGACAAGUUUUUAAGAGUACCUUGAAUCCUCAUGCUGGUGUAUAACGUGUGUAUAAUGUUUGCAUGUUAGUUUUACAUUGCUUUGGAGAAUUGCCAGGCCUUGUGAGGACAGUGUCAGUACAAUGAUGUCCAUAUCUGUCCUUACUCCCACAGCCUGUUGAUCCCAUAAAUUAUCUGAAAAACACAUGCCAAAUUGUGUAGCUCUUUGUACAGUAAAUUAUUUAAUCGCAUGUUUUUAUUUUUAAAGGCCUUUACACAUGUGAAAAUGUUUCAAGUAGCUAUCCACAAUAGUAUUGAAAUAUAUAUUUAUACGUAGGUGAAAAGCUUUUAAUUUUGACUUUUUUAAUAAUGGCCUUUUUUAAACUUUUUUUUUAUGAAUACAAUAUUGAGUGAGGAUAUUUAGUGUGGGACUGAUACCGUGCAUGUCUGUUGUGGUACUGUUGGAAGUGGCAAAGCCCCAAGGGAUUCUGGGAAAGCAGGCCAGGUUUUAAUCGGAAUCAUUGAGAAGGCACUUGUGUGAGCCAGAGGAGAAGAGAAGACGGAAUGUGAACCUCUGGUGGAAGUGAUCGGCUGAGCCUUGACCUUAUCUCCACUCUUUGCUUUGGAAACGGUGUCUGAGCUGGCCGAGGCAGGGGUCUUCACAUUUAAGAGGAUAAACGAAUGGAGGGAUUGAUGAAGAAUACAGUGUCCGGGGCUUUUGUUGGAAAGUUAGCAAAGCUUUGCUGGUGCACACCUUCUUCUCAGUGUAAAGGUGAGCGCUCCCAGUUAGUGUGUUUGACAGUGCUCAGGGAGAGGGUCUAUAUCUGGACACCUGGUGGUUUAACUCACCUGCCAGUUUGUCGCCAAUUCCCCACAACUCGGACUUCGUGCUGAGGAUCCCACUCCGCUAGUCAGCAGUGCCAGAGCGCCACUCGCUGGUCAGCGGGUGCCAAACAGCUGGAAUGUGUUCCUCCACGUGAAGGUUUCAGGACCUCAGAUGAGCCCAGGACAUAGCAGCCAAACCUGUUCUCACCUGGAACCCACAUGGCCUGGAGAAAUUCUGAUGAAAGGACCAGACGGACAGCCCUGAACUUGGAGGAGCUGUUUUGGCGUCUCUGAAAGAGGCCCUACAUGUGUGUACCUGGAAUGGAGGCCCAGAUCUUGAUGUAAAGGAA
Molecule: messenger RNA, 4712 nt
Organism: Scleropages formosus (Asian bonytongue)
Lineage: Eukaryota; Metazoa; Chordata; Actinopteri; Osteoglossiformes; Osteoglossidae
Gene: gpc4
Product: glypican 4
Exons: 9
Coding region: 570-2255 (561 amino acids)
Biological process (GO): regulation of protein localization to membrane; regulation of signal transduction; cell migration
Cellular component (GO): synapse; cell surface; plasma membrane
Source: RefSeq, a predicted model, not a curated record